Messenger RNA from Penicillium daleae, 399 nucleotides. RefSeq lists its product as uncharacterized. Bases 1 to 399 code for a protein of 132 amino acids. The transcript is spliced from 5 exons. Lineage: Eukaryota; Fungi; Ascomycota; Eurotiomycetes; Eurotiales; Aspergillaceae. The record is from RefSeq and is a predicted model, not a curated record.
AUGGCUCCCUUCGAAAUCAACAAGCUAAAGUUCCUUGUGAACUGCGGCGCGUUCGAUCGGUAUCUAAAUGGUGCCCCCUCUGGUGUUUUGACCCUCCUAGCAUACCAAAGAAAUGCGGAUGAUGAAGUCAUCGUCUAUGUUGGAGAGGUGUUUUGCCGAGUGCCGGACUGCGAGCAUAGAAAAGCUACCCCCGUUGCUGCCGCCCCGGCUAAGCGCCCUCUUCUACUGAAGAGAGGUGGUGAGGUGAACAAGGGCGAAGUCCUUCGCAUCCUGGGUCUUAAUGCCCGAAAGGAUGUCCCCUGCGCUGCCUGUAAGGCUGCAGACCUGCCGAAAAGAUGCAUUUUCAAUAAGGCAAUCUGCGAUCAUCUAGCUACCUUUGAUAUCCCUGAGGAAAGCUAG